AAAACGGCGCACGGAACGAAAAAGCUUCACGACUUUCACGAGGGAAACACAACCAGAGCAAGAAAACAAAAACGAGCAGAGAGAGAGACAGCAUUCAUUCGAAAUCCCUCCGCCUCUCUUCUCCUCUCUCAUCUCGGCCGCCUCCUCAUCUCGCCAACCAUCGCCGCCGCAACAGGGCGGGAUCAGGGCGGCCGUGCCGGUCUCAUUCCGUCCCCUCUCCAGCCGAGGGUUCUUGACAUUGGCAGGGCGUGGGCAGAAUCCAAGCACUCCCUUUGUUCAAUUCAAAGGCACUGAGACACACAAGCGAAUGAAAAAUAACAUCACAUCCUCGUUCUCAAGACCAUAUAAUUCCAAGAUCCUGAUGAUGGCCACAGCUGGUUAUAUUGAUGAUUCCUGUUCUGAGGUUAUUGAUCCCCCAAAGACUGAGGUACUGGAUGUUACUGAACUCACUGGCGACCAUAUUCAGCAGCCACCAAAACCAAAUGUGGUGGUGUCUAGCAGUGUGCGUGAUCUUCUGGAAUGUCCAGUCUGCUUGAGUGCCAUGUAUCCUCCUAUUCAUCAGUGCUCUAAUGGUCAUACAUUGUGCUCAGGAUGCAAACCAAGGGUUCAUAAUCGCUGUCCAACUUGUAGGCAUGAACUGGGUAACAUAAGAUGCCUUGCUCUCGAGAAGGUGGCUGCAUCUCUUGAACUUCCAUGCAAGUACCAGAGCUUUGGGUGCUCAGGCAUAUAUCCUUACUACAGCAAGCUGAAGCAUGAGUCUCAGUGCCAAUAUAGGCCUUACAGCUGUCCAUAUGCUGGAUCUGAAUGCACAGUUGCUGGUGACAUUGCAUACUUGGUAAAUCACUUGAAAAAUGACCACAAAGUUGACAUGCACAAUGGCUGCACUUUCAACCAUCGCUAUGUCAAGCCAAACCCUCAUGAAGUCGAGAAUGCCACCUGGAUGCUUACGGUGUUCAGCUGCUUUGGCCAAUACUUCUGCCUACACUUUGAAGCCUUUCAGCUUGGCAUGGCACCUGUCUAUAUUGCCUUCCUGAGAUUCAUGGGAGAUGAUGCAGAAGCAAAGAACUACAGCUACAGCCUGGAGGUGGGAGGCACCGGGCGCAAGAUGAUCUGGCAAGGGGUGCCACGGAGCAUCAGAGAUAGCCACCGUAAGGUCCGUGACAGCUAUGACGGGCUGAUCAUCCAGCGGAACAUGGCUCUGUUUUUCUCAGGAGGGGACAGGAAGGAGCUCAAGCUGCGGGUCACUGGGAGAAUAUGGAAGGAGCAGUAGGAUAAUCAGGUAGCCCUCUUCGCGCUGUCCUGACCUCCUGAGGUCACGAAUCACAUUAGCAAGAGCUGUAGCCGCAUGCAGGAACCGACGUUUGGUAUUUUUUUUUAAGCCUGCUCUAGUUUGCUAUUGUCUUUUGGCUUCUGUAGCCUGGUGCCCUGGGAUGAUGUAGCACAUCUCAUGUAAACCAGGACGGUACUGAUGUAGAAUUGGUAGAGAUCUCUUCGAUUUGAACUGUCUAGGAGCUGCCAUUCUGUGGUAUAGGAGAAUCUAAUGGCAACUCAUGAGAUGCGUAUGAUAUGUGCUUGAGAAUUAAGUAUGGUCAAAUGCUAGAAAUGAUCCCUUCUGGA
Panicum virgatum (switchgrass) is the source of this 1617-nucleotide messenger RNA. Its product is annotated as E3 ubiquitin-protein ligase DIS1-like. Gene Ontology annotation, cellular component: cytoplasm. The record is from RefSeq and is a predicted model, not a curated record. The coding region runs from base 308 to 1270 and encodes 320 amino acids. Lineage: Eukaryota; Viridiplantae; Streptophyta; Magnoliopsida; Poales; Poaceae. Gene Ontology annotation, molecular function: zinc ion binding; ubiquitin protein ligase activity; protein binding. The transcript is spliced from 5 exons. Gene Ontology annotation, biological process: multicellular organism development; ubiquitin-dependent protein catabolic process.